Messenger RNA from Calliphora vicina (urban bluebottle blowfly), 1220 nucleotides. Its product is annotated as fork head domain-containing protein L1-like. The coding region runs from base 11 to 1174 and encodes 387 amino acids. The transcript is spliced from 3 exons. Gene Ontology annotation, molecular function: DNA-binding transcription factor activity, RNA polymerase II-specific; RNA polymerase II cis-regulatory region sequence-specific DNA binding. NCBI's taxonomy places the organism in Eukaryota, Metazoa, Arthropoda, Insecta, Diptera, Calliphoridae. The record is from RefSeq and is a predicted model, not a curated record. Gene Ontology annotation, biological process: anatomical structure morphogenesis; cell differentiation; regulation of transcription by RNA polymerase II.
UAUCCUCAUCAUGUUACCAUCUCCUUACUAUUUAAAUUUGGCUCAACUCCCUUCGGGUGGUAACAUGUUGCCACGUUCCGAUUAUAUUGACACUUCACCAUUACCGGGCUUAUUAACGGAUAAUUCUCCGUCGGCUUCGCCCAGUCCAUAUUUCUAUGCAAAUAUACCAAAUAUUCAUCCUCUAAUGACAAUGCACAAUAAUAUGUGGUCGUAUCCUUGGUCAUUUCUGCAAAAUUCUCAUCGUCCCGAAAAGCCACCAUUUUCUUACAUUGCCUUGAUUGCCAUGGCCAUAAGCAGUGCACCGAAUCAGCGUUUGACUUUAAGUGGAAUAUAUAAAUUCAUAAUGGAAAAAUUCCCCUAUUAUCGUGAAAAUAAACAAGGUUGGCAAAAUUCCAUAAGACACAACCUCUCGUUAAAUGAUUGCUUUGUGAAAGUACCACGUGAUAAAAACACCAUCGAAGAUAAUGACACAGCAGGCAAAGGCAGCUACUGGAUGUUGGAUUCAUCAGCAAAUGAUAUGUUUGAGCAAGGAAACUAUAGACGCCGAAGAACUAGGCGACAAAGACAGUGCCUAAAAACGGGCACUUUAUUAGGAGAAUCUUUAAAGGUGUCUGAACAACAAGCUUCACUAAAUGAUCAGUCAAUGGGUGAAAUAUCCUCAAACAUGGAUACAAUGUUUAAUAUAAACUCAAACAAUAUGUGCCUUAACUAUAGCGAUCGUAUUACGGAAAUGCAUCGACAAUAUUUAGCGUCUAUCGCACCGUUCAAUAUACUUUUCGGCAAUACUUCUCUGGCAUCAGCAACAACAAAUCCUACUACUUCCCCCUCUUCACCAGCUUCCCAAUCUAAUGAAGAAGCGAACAAUGCAUCUCUGCUUUAUAAUCGAAAUACUCCUACAUUUGCUGCUCCACCAUCAUUAAAUGGUUCUUCUAACUCGUAUGCUGACAUAGAGUACUUGGAUUUUUCCGUUGAUACUCUUUCAAAUAGUAGUUGUUCCUCCAGUGAUCGCAUGCUAACACAGUCUCCAAGUGCCUUUACACCAACUUGUUCGACUACGAAAACUUCGAAUGGAAUUAAAGUGGAAAAAUCGUGUAGUCCGGAUUUAAGUACUACUACGGGAAACAAUAAAAGUCCAACGGCAUUUAGUAUUGAAAAUAUCAUUAGGAAAGACUGAGGAGGAAGCAAUAAAAUAACUUUAUAUUUUUUUAGUAUGUAUGUAA